Messenger RNA from Lichtheimia ornata, 2103 nucleotides. RefSeq lists its product as uncharacterized. NCBI's taxonomy places the organism in Eukaryota, Fungi, Mucoromycota, Mucoromycetes, Mucorales, Lichtheimiaceae. Bases 1 to 2103 code for a protein of 700 amino acids. The transcript has 11 exons. The record is from RefSeq and is a predicted model, not a curated record.
AUGGCCAACAAUCAAGAAGAGCCAUUCGACUAUUUUCAAGACGACGACUUUUUAUUCGACGACAAUGUGUUCGACGCCAUUGAUAAACAAGAAUCCAUCUAUUUAAGCACACAACAACCACCCGAUCCAGUCCAUGUCCAAGAAGAACGGCCUAAUGAAGUACCUACAAUCGAAGUGACCUAUCGCGAUCCACCGCAAAGAACAACGGAUACACUACCAACGACGGGCUAUUCACUAAGGGCGGAUGAUACGGCUGGUCUUCAGUGGCAAAGUAGUCUUGGCCAAGUUGAAUCCAGUGGAUUACAAGAGCAUCAACAACGCGAGAUUGAAGGUCUACGAUUCACAGUGGAACGGUUGCAAUUAAGAUUGAAGGAGGAUCAACUCAUCAACGAGAACCUAUCACGUGAAUUGACAGUGCUCCGAUCUGACAAGCAGUUCAUGGAACAAGAAUUAUUGAGUGCAAGACUUGAAUUACAAGCCAAAGGAAGAGAAAAGGACAAGCGAUCAUCGACAUUUCCAAGUGGAUCAGGGUUUUCUCUCCCUUCAAGUAGGCGAAGGUCUAAUUUACCACCACGUCAACGUUCUGUUACACCAUCAUCUUCUCGUGCCACCACACCUGCACCUGUCAUUCCUCAACGAUCGGAUCGUAAGCGACCAGCUCCACAGGAACCAGAAUCACCAAGAAGCACAUCUUCAUCCUCUUUUCCUAUCAACACGAGCAACGUUGAUGUCGAAGUAGAUCGGGAGCGUUAUCAGUUCCUAAGACGUUUGCUUUCACAAGAAUUUGUUGAUAUGGAACGAGAGAACCAUGCUAUGAUCAAAUCCUUCGAUACCCAUUGGUCACCAUCCACCAUUACGUUUCUCAGCAGCCGUUUUGCACGACGCUUUAUCCCUGAUCAGAGCAGACGUGAUGUUAGCAGCAAAUUAACCGUGUUGGCAACAGACAUCUCCUCAUGUAUCGCACAGCAUGAUCCAUUCAACUUGCAAAGUGUCAUUCAGCAGCUAUUCGGCGUCCUUGCAUUGUAUUUUUCGAUUUGUGUGAAUGACAAGACGUUGGAUGUACUCGCACAGACCAUUUACACCAUCCAUCGCUUGGUUUCGUUUUAUAAUGAGGCGAUCCAGUACAUGCUUCGUGAUCUUCAACGUGCCGGGCAACAGGCUAUUUACAUGAAGCUUAUUCAGUGCGUUGACGAUUUUCUACAAACAUUGAACAUGGACGCCAAACAACAACGCAUUCCUACCGACACAUUACCCGAUUUGACCACUGUAUCUUAUCAAGAUAUCAAGACUUGGUGUGCUGCCAAUCGUGUCGAUCCAUGCGUGCUGCAAAGUGUAUCAAAACCUACAGUAUCUCGAGACACGGGUGAAAAGGCCAUCAUUCACAUUAUUGAUAUUUAUCAUCACGCCUUUUAUUACGGUUCCGAUAUACAAAGUUUUCAUUUCUUGUUGCGUGAGCCAUCCUUCCUAAAGCUGAUCUCUCCUACGACGCCGCUCCCUAUCCUUUCACGUGCACUUGAUUUGCUGAUACGAUUCACACAAGAUGAGGAUCUAUCGGUCUUUUUCACGAGAACAAGGUUGCCGAAUAAUGAGAUGUGGUCGGUGUCAGAUCGUCUAAUGGGCGUUAUCAACAUGUCAUUGCGUUACGAAUCUUUAUACAAGGAGUGGUACACGGUACGGAUCAAGAGCAUCACCUUGCUAAAGGACACGUUUGCUACGCUUUCAAAGUCGGCUCGAGAAGAAUGGGCUCAUCCGGAUUUGCUUGUGCAGAUUGGGCAGACUAUUUUCAAUGAUGUGUGGGCCAUCAUGGAUGUUGGCAAGCCCCCUUAUAGACCUAUUCCUUUAGACCUUAGUGGCCGCUUUAUCCAUGUCGGCUUACAUCUUUUGAAUGACAUGCUGAGCAGUUUCGAUGCUGCAAUGGACACAUCCGGCAAGACACAUGAUGCUUUACUCAAGAUAUACAUGAAGAUGCUACCUACGGUAUCAAAACAAUGGCCUGAAAAACAUCCUGCUGGCAAGGAGUUGAAACGCAUGCAUCGCCUUUUACGAGCAAUGCAGGGAAUGAUGCAAACCGAGAGUGCUUCAACGACUAUGGGUACAUGCUGA